Molecule: messenger RNA, 1821 nt
Organism: Strongyloides ratti
Lineage: Eukaryota; Metazoa; Nematoda; Chromadorea; Rhabditida; Strongyloididae
Product: Alkyldihydroxyacetonephosphate synthase, peroxisomal
Exons: 5
Coding region: 1-1821 (606 amino acids)
Biological process (GO): lipid biosynthetic process
Molecular function (GO): alkylglycerone-phosphate synthase activity; FAD binding
Source: RefSeq, a predicted model, not a curated record
AUGAAUGAUGAUUUACAAUAUUUUAAUGUUCCUCAUUCAUAUAGGGAUAAUAUUAUAAAAUGGAAUGGUUGGGGUUAUAAUGAUUCUCGCUUUGAAAUAAACAAAGAUGGUGAUAUUGUAAUGACUGGAAAUAAAUAUGAUAUUAGUGGAGAGAUUCUUCCUAAUUUACGUCCAUGGAUUGAGGCUAAUCUUAAUGUAGAUAUUAACAAUAAAAUUGAGCCAGUUUUGAAAACAGAAAUUAAUUAUCCAAAAGCAAUUAAUAAUCAACAAUUUAUUGAUUUUUUAAAAGAAAAUAACAUUUCAUUUACAAAUAGUCCAAUGUAUCGUUUGGUUCGUAGUCAUGGACAAACUCUUCAUGAUAUGUUGAUGGUUCGUACUGGUAAACCAGUUAGAAUACCAGAUAUUGUUGUUUGGCCAAAAUCUGAAACGGAUGUUGUUAAAAUUAUUCAAGCAGCUAAUACAUUUAAUACAGUAAUUAUUCCUAUUGGUGGUGGAACGUCUGUUACCAAUGCUUUAUCAUGUCCUGAAAAUGAAAGUCGUUCUAUUUGUUCAUUAGAUAUGGUAUUAAUGGAUAAAAUACAAUGGAUUGAUGAAAAAAAUUUUCUUGUUAAAGCUGAAGCUGGUAUUAUUGGACAAAAAUUAGAAAAAGAAUUGGCUAAGAAAGGUUAUACAUGUGGACAUGAACCUGAUUCAGUUGAGUUUUCAACUCUUGGUGGAUGGAUUAGUACCAGAGCCAGUGGUAUGAAAAAAAAUAAAUAUGGAAAUAUUGAAGAUUUACUUGUACAUGUAAAUAUGGUAACUUCUAAAGGAUUACUUUCAAAAAGUUGUACAGUCCCAAGAAUGUCAGCUGGUCCAGAUAUCCAUCAAAUUAUUCUUGGUUCAGAAGGAAUGUUUGGUGUUAUUACAUCAGCUGUUAUUAAAAUUUUUCCUUUACCGGAUGUCCGAAAAUAUGGAAGUAUUGUAUUUCCUAAUUUUAAAUGUGGUGUAAGUUUUCUUAGAGAAAUUGCUAAACAAAGAAUUCAACCUUCCUCAAUUAGACUUGUAGAUAAUGUACAAUUUCAAAUGGGACAAGCUAUGAAAACAAAAAAUACUUCAUAUUGGAAAUCUUUUACCUCUGAAUUGGCUAAAUUUUAUGUUACAAAAAUUAAAGGAUUCAAAGUUGAUGAGAUGGUUGUGGCAACCUGUGUUUUUGAGGGUACUGCUUCAGAAGUUAAUGUUCAGGAAAAAGGUAUAUAUGCAUUAGCAUUAGAUUUUCAUGGAAUUGAAGGUGGGGAAGAAAAUGGAAAAUAUGGUUAUAGAUUAACAUUUUCUAUUGCAUACCUUCGUGACUUAGCUAUGGACUAUGGUGUUAUUGGUGAAAGCUUUGAAACUUCAUGCCCAUGGGACAAAGUUGAAGAUCUUUGUAGAAAUGUUAAACUUGUCAUACAACAUAAGGCUAAAGAAUGUGGUAUCAGAACAGGAGUUAUAGCUUCGUGCAGAGUAACACAAGUAUAUGACUCUGGAGUUUGCAUUUAUUUUUAUUUUGGUUUUAAUUAUAAGGGACUAGAAAAUCCAUUAGAAACAUAUGAUACAAUUGAGGCAGCCUCUAGAGAUGAAAUUCUUGCAUGUGGUGGCUCUAUAUCUCACCAUCAUGGUGUAGCUAAAAUUAGAAAACAUUGGCUUCCACAAACAAUAGGAGUAACUGGGAUAUCAAUUAUUAAUGCAUUGAAAGAAGAAAUAGAUCCUAAUAAUGUUUUUGGAGCUGAUAAUUUAAUAACAAAAUUGUUAGAAUUAUAUUUUGUAUUAUUACAUAAUAGUAAAGAGAAAAUUUAUUAUAAAUGA